Molecule: messenger RNA, 5727 nt
Organism: Cydia fagiglandana
Lineage: Eukaryota; Metazoa; Arthropoda; Insecta; Lepidoptera; Tortricidae
Gene: grh
Product: protein grainyhead
Exons: 15
Coding region: 186-2945 (919 amino acids)
Biological process (GO): regulation of transcription by RNA polymerase II
Cellular component (GO): nucleus
Molecular function (GO): RNA polymerase II cis-regulatory region sequence-specific DNA binding; DNA-binding transcription activator activity, RNA polymerase II-specific
Source: RefSeq, a predicted model, not a curated record
UGCUGCGCUCAGAGCACCUGCGCCCGCGCUCCGUAGCGCCGCACGUCGCGUGCUCAGUCCCCGCGCCCGCGUCCCGCGCCGCGUAGCGUCGCGACGCCACCCACGAAGUUGAAAUUGGGGGAGUCAAAUUGUUACGCGGGGUGCUGGUGAGUGGGGCCUCCCGCGCGGCCUCCCCCCGCGGCGCCAUGUCCGCCGUGUCGCCGGUGCCGCUGGUGCCGGAGCGCAGCCCCCCCGCCUCGCCGGCCUCCGCGCCGCGCUCGCCCGCGCCCGCGCACGCCGUGCUCGCCACCAUGACGCCCGUGCAGCCCGCGCACGCGCACCACGCGCACCACCCGCACCCCCACGACUACUACCCACACAAAGUCGAGAUGGACUCCGACGACGGGUACCCCCCCGAGGCGCACUCCUACCGGCACUCGCCGCACGAGCUCGCCGCGUACGCGCCCGACAACAAGGUGCCCGUGCAGCCGGACGUGUACGACCAGGGCAUGGAGUCCAUAGACGAGAAGACGCCGAUUGAUCUCAUUUACGAAGACGAGAAACAGACUGUAAUAUAUACGACGACGCCGGACCAGAAGCGCGUGGAGAUGAUCAGCGGGCAGUUGGAAGACGGGCAGCUGGUGGACGGCGGCGUGUCGGUGGUGGUAGGCGCGCCCGGGCAGGGCACGGUGCUGGUGCUGGCCGACCACGUCGUCGAUGAGCUCGGACAGGUCAUCACGAUACCCAGGAGACGCAAGGAGGUGAUGGAGGUGAGCGGCGAGUCGUGGCGCGCUUACUACUCGAGCGCGGAGCACCCGCUGAGCGCGGCCUCGUCUGCGGUGCUGGGCGUGGAUGACCAGCAGCCGCAGGCCCUCGUCACCGAGUACUACAAGCUGCCACCGCUGCAAGCGCAGGAUCUACACAAGGAUGGGAAACUAACUGAUGUCUGGACGGCCGGAUCGGCGCUGAAGGCGGCCAAUGGCGCGCACGGGGCGGAGCUGGGCGAACUCUCCGGGCUACUACACGCGGGGCUCGUGAAGCGCGAGCCCGAGGACCUGAGCCGCAAGGUGGCCGACGAGCCCGAGCCGCACGCGCACGCGCUCAAGCCGCCGCGACACAAGGUGGCGGUGGGCGAGGUGAGCGAGGCGGCGUCGCCGUCGCCGGUGCCGUCGCGCGCCUCCUCGGCCGGCUCGCUGCUGCCGGACGCCGCCAUGUACGCGGCGCAGAUGUUCGCGCCGCCCGGCACCCCCAGCCCGACGCCCUAUGGCGAUCAGUACUCGCGGCAGCCCUCCGGUGCCGCCUUCGCCGCUGAGCCCUACUACAGAGAGUACUUUGUGGGUGAAGGCUACCAGCAGAGGUCCGCGCCGCCCUACGGGGACGCAGAAGCGGCGCCGGGGUCGGCUUUCGGCGAACGGUACGCGGCGCCGCGCUACCACAGCAAGAGCGUGAUCGCGGCGGCCGGGCUCACCGUGGACCUGCCCUCGCCGGACAGUGGCAUUGGCGCUGAUGCUGUCACCCCCAGGGAUCACACCGCCGUUCAGCAGUCGUUCGACUACACAGUGAUCUGCCAGCAACCCCCGGAGGACGGGCGAGGAACGCCGUCCGCGCACCACUCGCCCGCCCAGCCCCCGCGCACGCGCCCCUGGCACGACUUCGGCAGACAAAAUGACGCCGAUAAGAUACAAAUUGCCAAAUUGUUUUCGCCUUAUGGCUUCAAGUACCACCUGGAGACGGCGAGCAGCAGCUCGCAGCGGCGCGAGGACGACCGCAUCACCUACAUCAACAAGGGGCAGUUCUACGGCAUCACGCUCGAGUACGUCCACGACCCCGACAAGCCCCUCAAGAACCAGACGGUCAAGAGUGUGGUGAUGUUGAUGUUCAGGGAAGAAAAAUCACCUGAAGAUGAAAUUAAAGCAUGGCAAUUCUGGCACGGGAGACAACAUUCUGUAAAACAAAGGAUACUAGACGCCGACACGAAGAACAGCAUCGGGCUGGCGGGCUGCAUCGAGGAGGUGUCGCACAACGCCAUUGCCAUCUACUGGAAUCCGCUCGAGAGUGCUGCUAAGAUCAACAUUGCAGUACAGUGCCUCAGCACAGACUUUAGCAGCCAAAAGGGAGUCAAGGGCCUACCGUUGCACAUUCAAAUUGACACGUUUGAAGACCCACGCGACACACAAGUGUAUCACAGAGGAUACUGCCAAAUUAAAGUUUUUUGUGACAAGGGCGCGGAAAGAAAAACACGGGACGAAGAAAGAAGAGCAGCGAAAAGAAAAAUGUCUGCUACGAAUAGAAAGAAGCUGGACGAGAUUUACCACCCAGUGACGGAGCGGAGUGAAUUCUAUACGAUGGCCGACUUAGCGAAACCGCCGGUACUGUUCAGCCCAGCUGAGGACAUCGACAAGCUAACGGGGAUGGACAUCCAAGGGUUCUACGGGCACGACGAGUCGGCGCUGGCGGAGGCGCACCUGAAGGGCGCCUCGCCGUUCCUGCUGCACGCCGCCAAGCCGCAGGCGCCUGCGCUCAAGUUCCACAAUCACUUCCCGCCUGACGCGCCCGCGUACAGGUCGGAGGUGGGCAGCCUCUCGCCGUACGGCGACCGCAAGGACACGCUGGAGCUGGAGGGCGUGCUGGGCAAGCGCGCGCGCGCCGGCACGCCGCCGCUCAGCGAGCGCGUCAUGCUGUACGUGCGCCAGGACACCGACGACGUGUACACGCCGCUGCACGUCGCGCCGCCCACCACGCAGGGCCUGCUGCAUGCGAUUGAGAAUAAGUACAAAAUUUCAAGUUCGGCAAUUAAUAAUCUUUAUCGAAAGAACAAGAAAGGGAUUACGGCCAAAAUUGACGAUGAAAUGCUAGCUUACUACUGCAACGAGGACUUGUUCUUGCUGGAGGUGCGUCCGGCGGGCGCCGCCGACGACGAGCCGCUCUACGACAUCACGUUCGUGGAGCUGCCGCUCGACCACUAGCCGGCCCGCCGCCGCCGCCCGGCGCAGAGACUCUACCGCGUGCCGACCACGCUCUGGACACUGAUUCCAACAGUCUCCGUCACAGUUACACUCGUUAUGAGAAAUACUGAUUAAACGUUUUCUCAAAGUGUCGAUCUCACAUUGAAAUUUACUUUUAAGCGAUUCAUCACCGUAGCUUUCUUUUUACUAAAACUUACUGUCACAAAAAUAUCAUGGUGGUUGUCGUAGGACGGCAUCCGUUUGUGGGACCGCAUUGUAAAUAACGACCACGCUAGAAUUUAUUAUUGUUACGGUACGACGAUGACAGAGACAUUCAUAUCUCUAAUGUGAAGAAAUUAGUUCAUUCUGACUGUAUUAGUUAUAAAUGUGUAAUCUGUUGCUGAUCAAAACGUGUGUGCCAUUCACUCGGUUAUCAUACUAGCUGUAUGUAGUUAACGUUUCAACAGGUACCUUUGAAUCUUGCCAUGAUGAUAAAAGUAAGAAAUUCUUGUCACAAAACAUUAUGUAUUAGUAGAUACUAUUAUUAUCUACUCGAAGUAAAAGCAUGAAGUGCCUUUGUCAUAAUAAUUAAUAUAAGUGAGUUAAGUCAAAUUAAAUGCCAUCCACUUUGUUAAGUUUUAUAAGCGUAAGUUUGCUUUAUAAGCUCGCUCAAUUCAUUCAUUUAGUAAUGGUGACUCUAGCUAUAGGAAUCGAUAGAUUUUUCGUCAUUAUUUUCAUCGUUCACUAUCAUAUUGUAAAUUACGUCCUUAUUUAUUUUUGUAACUCCCGAAUGAGCCUAUUCCCUUUUAGAAUUUCUCGUAAAAUACUUACAACGAAAAAUUUUAAUGACAACUUUAUUAUUGUAUUUACAACUAUUUGCCAUUAUCAUUCACGCAUAAAGUGCCGCUAGUAAUUUCAAAAAGAAAAGGAUAUUUAGUCAUUGUAACAUAGUCACAAAGGACGAGUCCGUAUGAAAUACAAUUUCAUUAUCAUCUGUGGGAUUGGUUUAUUGUGUAUAAUAUAAGGUAUUAUUGAUAAUAGAUUUUGUUAUUAUAAACGAAUUUCGAUACUUAAGUUAUCGGGCCAUGACAACAAUUUAGAUUAAGGAAAAUGUAUGCUGUGUCCAAGACUUUACCAUGUACCUAAUAACGGUAAUUUACCGUGCCAUUUUAUAAUUCAUAUCCAAAGUUAUCGCUUGAAUUGAUUGAUUAUGGUUUUUUUGUAUAAUUUUCAGCGAUUUGCAUAUUUGGAUUUACGUAGACAAAUCGCAGCAAAUUAUAUAUAGAUAUCCAUACAUGUACUCAACAAUGAAUAAUGUAUAGAAUUACGCCUUACAUGCAAGCGACUGGCCAUUUUGUUACAACGUUGCCAUUUACGAUUAAGGGUCGGUUGCACCAAAUCGUCUGUCACCAUUAAAGCGUUCGCUAAAUGUUUUUGUUUGGGGAAUUUCAUACUACACUGCUGUUUGACGUUAAUCAGUCUGUUAAAUGUGGUUGGUGGAACUGGGCCUUAAUCUCAUAGCUUAACAAACAAAUGAUUAACACGUUCCCAGGCCAGUUCUAUAUUCUAUACUAUGCAGGAUUAUACAUAUAUGCAACCACGCUGAAAUGAUAUGACCCACAAGUUUAAAAAAUACUUAAUAUGUACCUAAAUAGAUGCAAUGUGUUACUUUCUUAAAUACUGUUAAGCAAAAAAGGUUACUAGACUAAUGAAACAAAUUGGUUUGGAAACUGUGAUCGUGUUAACAUUCAAGUGAUGGAUGACCCUGAAAUCAUAUUAUGUAUUAAGUUUCUCCACCGAUUAUAUUCAAAAUUUAGAACCAGGUUCUGUUUCCCAAAAGGAUCAGUCUUGGACAUGCCCAAGAGUUUUUAAGAGAAGUGCCUAGUGCGGACGGUUCGAUUAACUGCCAUAUUAUGACAUAAUUUAGAGUACUUAAUGAUGUUAGUUAUAGAUUUUUAAAUAUAAUUCGUUUUAUUGUCCCACGAAUUGCAGAUAGACAUCGAAUUUUAAUUAAGAUAAUGUUAUUGAUACUUUUCUAUUACUUGUAUCUCGUUUCUUCCAUGUUAUUGCGAUAGGGUUGUGACUCCUCUGGUCCAUCGCAUAACACUUAUAUCUGCAUUUCAUAUUAUAUUUGAAGAUAUGUACCUAUGUAAACGACACUCGUUAAUGUUUAUCCACUGCUUACGUAAAAGGGAUCGAAGUAUCUCGAUUCAAUAUAAAUUUUAUAUGGUUACGCGUAUUGCUCAAAGUCUACGCUCGAAUGGGGGGGGGGGGGGGACUAUAACGACAUUGUUAUUAUACCUACUUAUACGUAUUCACGUAAUGUUUAUUUAUGUUCUUAUUAUUUUAAUCGUGCAGCUUUAAUAUUUACUUACAUUGAUGUUAGAUCGUGAUUCUGAAUCUCGUCAUAAGUCACAAACGUCAGUAGCAAUAAAUACGUGAAGCAGUUAGUAGUUAAAUGGGCUCGCGCGGCGCGACGCCGGCCGCCGCGGCCGCCGGAGUUGUGCAAUGUCGGGUCAGUGGUCGGGUUGUCGGGUCGUCGGUCGGGUCGGAGUCGGGUCGGGCCCGAGUCGCGGCGAGCCGCGGCCGCCCGCGUCGCGAGAGAGUUUAGUCACACUAGUUAAACACACCCCGAAAGUGUUAGCACAUUUUCGUUAUAAAAUUCUACUGUACUUAAGAUUAAAUUGAAUAGAUGUUACGUUAUUCUUUUAUAUGAAUAUUUGUAAGUUGUCAUAAAAUAUUAUUAAUAUAAUUAUUUUUAUCAAAGUUUAUAAUCUAAAUAAAAAUGUUUUUCUUCAAAACA